Molecule: messenger RNA, 1762 nt
Organism: Syzygium oleosum
Lineage: Eukaryota; Viridiplantae; Streptophyta; Magnoliopsida; Myrtales; Myrtaceae
Product: probable receptor-like protein kinase At1g80640
Exons: 10
Coding region: 72-1439 (455 amino acids)
Biological process (GO): protein phosphorylation
Molecular function (GO): ATP binding; protein kinase activity
Source: RefSeq, a predicted model, not a curated record
UUCAAUAGAGCUCACACAACAAUCUCUCUCUCUCUCUCUCUCUCUCUCUGAAGGAGAAAAAAAAAAAGGACAUGAAUGUUCCUAGUCUUUUGCUUCUGCCCAUGUGGGUAAUAAGCACAUCUUUUUUCUCAGCCAUUGUCAUCACUGAUGCCAGACCAGACCCUGCUGUUUCCACUAUACUAGUCCCCCUUUCGCGUUCUCAGGAGGCACCCGUUUCCCAGUUUUCUUCAGAAAUGAAUGCUCAGUCUCCAGGAAUGCCAGAGGUCAGAGUAGUGCACCACCAGGAUUUGAACAAGAAGAUUCUGGUGGCACUCAUUGUCGCAUCUACUCUCCUUGCCGUGGUUUUGAUUUUUCUCGUUUGCUUCUGGAUAUAUCUUUCAAAGAAUUCGAAGAAGAAAUCUAAAAGUAAGAGCUCAGCAAACUCAGAUAAUGUUGGGGGACUUCCAUUGAACCCAAUGGUGGGUAAAUUGAAUACCUCUGCUGUUGUUGGUAAAAAGGGUUCUGCUGCUGUUUUUGAGUAUCAACUCUUGGAAGCUGCGACCAAUCAUUUUCAUGAGAGGAGCAUCUUGGGCGAAGGUGGCCGAGGAGUUGUCUAUAAAGCUCGUUUUAGUGAAAAGCUCCUUGCUGCUGUGAAGAAGUGGGAUGAUGCCGAUCAGGAUGCCCAGAGAGAAUUUGAGAACGAGGUGAAUUGGUUGAGUAAAAUCCAACAUCAAAAUGUAGUCACUCUUUUGGGCUACUGUAUUCAUGGACAAACACAAUAUCUCGUAUAUGAAAUGAUGCAGAAUGGGUCGUUGGAGACUCAAUUGCAUGGACCAACACAUGGAUCAGCUCUAACGUGGCACCUGCGUAUGAAGAUUGCUGUUGAUGUAGCCAGAGGAUUAGAAUUUCUUCAUGAACGGUGCAACCCUCCUAUGGUGCAUAGAGAUCUUAAAUCAUCGAACAUUCUCUUGGAUUCAGACUUCAAUGCUAAGCUUUCUGAUUUUGGGCUUGCUGUGAGUGCUCAAAACAAAAAUAAUGUGAAGAUCUCUGGCACAGUGGGUUAUUUGGCCCCAGAGUACCUGUUGGAUGGUAAAUUAACAGAUAAAAGUGAUGUCUACGCUUUUGGAAUUGUCCUCCUAGAGCUUCUGAUGGGAAAAAAACCUGUGGAGAAGAUGGAAUCAACUCAAUGCCAGUCCCUAGUAACCUGGGCCAUGCCUCAGCUCACUGACAGAUCAAAGCUUCCAAACAUUGUCAAUCCUGUCAUCAAAGACACGAUGGAUUUGAAGCACUUAUAUCAGGUCGCUGCCGUAGCAGUACUAUGUAUUCAACCAGAACCGAGCUACAGGCCAUUGAUAACGGAUGUUCUGCAUUCUCUUAUCCCGCUCGUUCCUGUCGAGCUCGGAGGGUCCCUCAGAGUAUCAGAACCUGUUCCAACGGUUGGUCUUGACCCUUCUCACUGAACUAAAGAUGGUUUUGACUGGCAUUUACAAUUCGGCUACAGUUUCAUCCACGUGCAAUUUAUGCUUGUCGAGGGGGACGAAUUCAGCAUGGUUCUUGUUCUUUGAUUUCUGACAAGUCAUAUUUGGAUUACUUGGUUCCAUUGGAAUCAGGAUAAAAUCGGACCUACAGGCAUUUCUCCCGUCUCUCUUCCUGCUGCUGUAUAUUUUAGUGAACACAAUGUCGUAUAUUCUUCUACCGCUUUGCUAACAAGUUCUUCAUGUAUUGCCAGACGGAAAUUUCAAUUUCUGAUCAAAUUAAUAGGAUUUAAUCCUUUUUCUGUGUA